Messenger RNA from Penicillium cinerascens, 3798 nucleotides. RefSeq lists its product as uncharacterized. The transcript is spliced from 4 exons. Gene Ontology annotation, molecular function: structural constituent of nuclear pore. Gene Ontology annotation, cellular component: nuclear pore transmembrane ring. Gene Ontology annotation, biological process: protein import into nucleus; nuclear pore organization. NCBI's taxonomy places the organism in Eukaryota, Fungi, Ascomycota, Eurotiomycetes, Eurotiales, Aspergillaceae. The record is from RefSeq and is a predicted model, not a curated record. Bases 1 to 3798 code for a protein of 1265 amino acids.
AUGAACGGCACUCCCCGCCUUACGUCUGCCUUCCCUCAGACGCCCCAGACAAUUUCGAGGAGGAGAAAGCUUUUUGAGACUCCCUCUCGUUCUCAGCCUCGCGACGGACGCGAUGGGCGCGAUCGUGCGUCCCCCUCCAAAUCACCCUCCAAGGUGCCUAAGCCGCAACCGCAGGCGCAGCCUCUCAAUACAAAUACACCGCUCGUCCCUACCAACCUGAUCGAUGCACCUUCACAGCGACUUUAUGUGGCCGCUUUUUGGCUCCUUCUGAACUCAUGGAGAGUAUAUGAAUCCUGGACAGCGUCGGACGAGCUGGACUCGACCUGGCUUUUUCUGAAGUGGAUGUCGGUCGAUGGAAUCUUCCUGUUCGGCCUCCAGGCCCUGCGCAUACCAUGGCUGGAGUGGGCUUUCCCAACCACUCUGGCGGUUUUCCUCGUGCAUAUGGUGGGCAACAUGUUCUUGAUGUUCCGCAUCCCGUUACCCUUGGGUGUGUGGCUUUCAGGUCUUGUUAAAGUGGCUUACGAUCGCGAACUGUCAAUCUCAGAGCGAAAAGUCAAACCGGGAGAUAUCAUUCACAAUGCGUCAUUGAUCCUGGGCAAGCAGAUCGUACACAUUUUACCCGAAGGAUCCGCUGUUCUUAACCCGGAGCGAGAGCCACUCUGUCUGGACUCUCAAAGAAACACUGUGAACCUCCCGAUCCGAGUCAAUCAGACGGACCCGAUUCUCAUCGAAGUGUUGCGACUUGAUCUGAACACCGGCGAAAACGAAACCCUAACCAUUCCUGCAAAGCAAUUGAAGCAGCUCAAGCGCCAGGCAGACAAGAGACAUUCAAACCUGGACCCUGUGCCCCACAGGGACCUCUUCUACCCGGUGCGGAAGACCGGUAUAUACCGUCUUCAGCGAGUUGUAGAUGAGUCCCAGCUUGAUGUUCACACGCGCACAUCCGACGCGCUGGUGGUUGCCUGUCCCCGUGCGCUGAUCAAGAACUCCCACACGAACAAAUGCAAGGGAGAACUGUCAAACCUGGUGCUCGAAGUCGAAGGCACGCCUCCUCUGAAGAUCAAGUACAGCCGGCAGGUGAACCAUCAUGACCGUGGAUUUUCCUUCCAGAAUAUCCAGCCGGAUAAUUUACACUCGCCACUUUUGAAUCAAAGACCAGGAGGCGCUUUUUUUAGCAUCAACCAGCCCGAUAUUUCUUGGUCCCAGAGUCAAAAGAUCGACGUUCCGUUGAACGAGUCACUGAAUAUCGGUGGAGAGUGGUUCUACGCUAUCGAAGAGGUUCACGAUGCCUGUGGGAAUGUUGCGAACUACUCUACCGUUUUCGAGGACUCGGAGCGUCCAUCGACUAAAUCGCUCUCCCAAUGGCACCAGUUCUCCGUUCAUGAGCGGCCUCGUGUGUCACUGUCGGGCUGCAAUGACCAGCGUCCGCUGGAGGUUGCGCGUGGAGACAGUGUCAAUCUACCAAUUGACUUCCAAAAAGUUGGAAACGGUUAUGUAAAUGACGGUCCCUUCUCCGUCGUAUACUCGUUUAGCAGUGCCGAUGCUACACAGAAAGAUGGCGAUGCCAAGGCCUCCAAGACGCUUAACUUGAAAACUCUGGAUCAGAAAUCCCCCGUCAAGGAUCCGGGCUGGUAUUCUUUGUUGUCUGUCUCAAGCCAGUUCUGCCCCGGUGAAGUCCUCGAACCCUCGUCUUGUUACCUGCAUAACCCACCCGAGCCCGAAAUUUCUGUCAAAUCCGAGAAGAUCUUCGACCGAUGUGCAAACAAUGCCGUUGGCUUGCUUGUGGACCUGGAUCUGACAGGAUCGCCUCCAUUCCGCCUCCGGUACAGUAUCGAAAGCUCCAAGGGUGCAGUCACAAAAACCCAGAAGAUUGAUGGACUACGAACCCAGCUCGAUUUCACUCCCUCCGAGGCUGGCUUCUACCGCUACCGCUUCCUGGACGUCGAGGAUGCUGUUUACUCUCCGCGAUCCCUGAAGGAUAAGGUGCCUAUCCUGGAACAGGAUGUCAAGCCGCCAGCCUCGGCUCACUUCCUUGGCACCAGACAAGUUCGUAAAGCUUGCUUCGGGGAGUCUGUUUCCGUGGAUGUUUCUUUCCUGGGCGAGGCGCCAUGGACACUGCAAUACGAACUUGUCCACAACGGCAAGAGACAAAAGCAGGUCUUGGAAUCUGAUACAAACGUGGCGACCAUUACCACAGACAAAUUGGUCAAUGGCGGCGAAUACACCCUCGCUCUGACCAAUAUCAAAGACAAGUCGAGCUGUAAGCGGUCCCUCAAGGACAGUCUCAGGAUUAAUGCUCGAUCGAAACCACCUCACGUCUCGUUCGGCCAAAUCGAUAAGCAGAGGAGCGUCUCUGCCCUGCAAGGUUCCAAGAUCGAGAUUCCAUUGAGGCUGAGCGGCGAGCGGCCAUGGACAGUGAAGUACAAGAAUGUGGAUACCAACCCUUCGCCCCUUGAGAAGACCUUCUGGGAUGGGAAUAGUGUGCUAGCUGUGGACCGCGAAGGCCUCUAUGAGCUUGUCGAAGUCUUCGAUAGUUCGUGCCCGGGAACCGUGGACCAAUCUGCCAAGGAGUUCGAAGUGUCCUGGAUCCCCCGCCCACAUGUCGCCGCCGUGGAUGGGUCUUCCGUUGGCCCAACGGGUCAGUAUGCGAAAGCGGAGGUCUGCCAAGGCGACGGCGAUAGCCUUGAGCUUCGUCUUUCGGGCAGCCCACCGUUCAAUCUUCAAUACGAACAACGGCGGAAGACAGACCGGGGAGUUUCUUCCUCCCGUUCGCGCAAUGUGAAGACUGCUCUUAACGUGGCGUCGAUGGAGAUGGACACCUCUGAGCCUGGUCAAUAUACCUACAAAUUCACCGAAGUGGGCGACAAUUUGUACGACCAUGACCCGAAGAGUAAUGGCCUCGUUGUGACGCAGAAGGUGAACUCCCUUCCGUCUGCCCGAUUCGACUCUCCCGGACAUAUCUACGGUUUCUGCAAAGAAGACGUGAGCGGCGAGGAAACCAUUCCGGUCACGCUGGAGGGAUUGCCGCCCUUCUCGUUGGAGAUCAGCAUCAAGCACCACUCCAAUGCCAAACCAGAGAUUGUCACCAUCCCGAAGAUCCACUCGAACCGGCACAAUCUGCCUAUUCCCCGACGUCACCUCGAUCUCGGCCAGCAUGUGGUCAGCAUCCACAAGGUCCGCGACUCGCGUGGCUGCCAACGGACGACCGAGUAUGACGCCUCCUCUGUCCGGGUGGCUGUUUCGGACGUGCCUACCAUUAUUCCUCUUGAGUCUAAGGUCGACUACUGCGUGGGCGAACGGCUUUCGUUCUCUCUUUCAGGACACGCUCCGUUCGAAGUCUUCUAUACCUUCAACGGAGCCCAGCGAAAAGCCACUUCUCAGAACACCAACUUCCGCCGCAUUGCUGAGCGCCCUGGUGAGUUCAGCAUCACCGCGGUCGGGGACGGUGCUAGCGGCAAGUGCAAGGCCCAUAAAGACAUCACUAAGGUGAUCCACGAGAUGCCGAGUGUGCGGAUCAGCAAGGGCCAGGUAUCGGUGGUGGAUAUUCACGAAGGUGGAGAGGCCGAGCUUCACUUUGAGUUCUGGGGAACGCCUCCAUUUGAAUUCACAUACAUUCGAAGCUCCAAUGCUCGCAAGGGGAAGAAGUCGGAGGUUCUUGACAUCAAGCACGACAUUUCUUACGAACACAAAAAGACCAUCAAGACCUCCGACGAAGGUACGUACGAGGUCGUGGCGAUCAAGGACAAGUUCUGUUCGUUUUCCUCGCAAGUCCCGGGCAAGUCGGAGCGAGGGUCAUAA